Messenger RNA from Branchiostoma floridae (Florida lancelet), 3533 nucleotides. RefSeq lists its product as uncharacterized. Lineage: Eukaryota; Metazoa; Chordata; Leptocardii; Amphioxiformes; Branchiostomatidae. Bases 888 to 3077 code for a protein of 729 amino acids. The record is from RefSeq and is a predicted model, not a curated record. The transcript is spliced from 16 exons.
AUUCCAACGUCCGAAUGCGGUAUUCGAAUUUUCGACAGCGGCACAGGCGAGGAACGUUCUAAUCAUUCUAUAGAAGAACGUUCUAGUUAUUCUAUAGAAGAACGUAAGACUCAUUCUAUAUAACGUUCGAAUCAUCGUUCUAUAGAAGAACGUUCGAAUCAUUCCACAGGAUCAUUCUACAGAAGUCCACGGGAAACAGGUCUAAGAGCAGCACCGUGGGAAUACCGUAAAAUACGGGCCGGUCCUGAACAUUCGUAUCAAAUGUUAUCACGGUCCGGGUAUGACACCAAUGUCAGUAUACAGCAAUAUAGCUGAUACCCCGCCGAGAAUUGGGAUAUCUGUAACUUGUAAUUACAUGCGGAUUGGGCACAUCAUGAGAGCUACGGUAUAGUGACCUGCGGGUCAGAUCUGUGAGAACGAUCAUGGAAAUUUCUUCCUGAAAACUUCUGACAACUGAAGAAUGUAAUUUCACUUGGUCGCUGAGGUUUGUUGCAACGAAACUUUCACCUGACGACAAUAGUUUGUCUGGAGUCACCUGUUGGUAAGGUGUUGUGGUACCCACCUUCAAAGGAAGCGCCGUUCGCAGGUGAGUCAUUGUCGUGCGGUCACUUCAAACACUGGAAACAACUUCCAAGGAUAUACAGCACGUCUGGGACAUAACACUUUGGAUGUUUGCGAUCCUCAAGACCUUUCACAAGACGACUCAAGAAUGCGCCAAGAGACAGGACGCCAAGCAAAAUCGUCCUGAAGAAACGACAAAAAUAGUACUCAAAGCUUAGAAAUUCCAACCACUGCAGUUGUUAUUAGAUGUGAAUUUGCGUUCAAGUGUCCCACUGAACAAAACUUUCAAAGUUAGAAUCUAGGAAAACUUACAGAGCAGAGACAACAUGUUUUCGAGAACGUCGGACCGGGGCCAGCCAACCGGGCCGGCGGGGAUAGAGGGCAGGUCCUCCCGCAGCGACGCCAGGGUCGCCACGGUACUCAACCGCUUCGGUCAGAAGUCGUACCUGGAGACGCCCAACAAGCUAUAUCCGCACAGAGAAUCGCCGAGCCCGUACCGUGACUACCUCGCCGUCCCCUCGCCGCUCCCCGCGACCCUGCCCGAAGACGACCCGGAGGAAGCUCCCGGUAAGCCCGUCCCGACAGGGAGACGCAGCGAGGCGCAGCGCCGGCAGACCUUGUUCCGCCUCCUACUGAGCUCCGCGCAGGGAUCGACAGAAGAAGAGAGCGACAUGCUGAAGAAACACCUGACCUGGGCCACCGGCCUGAGCCUGAAGGCGUCGGAGGAGUCCAAGCUGCUCCGGAGCGACUCCGGUGUCACUCCGGAGGAGACGAUGCUGAAACUCCGGAGGCUGUCACUAAGGAGAAGGCGCCAGUCACUGAUGUCAAGCCGUACGUCAACUCUUAGACAGAGCACCCACUCACGGAUACAGACUCCGGAGCAGAUCCGGAGACGCUGGAGAAAGGCAGUCCGAGCGGUGCAGCUCGUGCUUGUAGCGACUAGAGCACGUAAAGAGUACAUGGAGAGGAUGAGCAACCGGCUGAAGUCGUUUGCGGAGCUACAGGCCGAGAUCGCACUGAACGCCAAGGUCACCGGACCCGGUCAAGGUGAAAAUGGCCGACCGGAUCUGUCCUUUGACCCCAGCAUCUUCAAGGCUAACCGUGUGCUGGAACUGCCCCAAGACGUACAGGACACCCUCAAGACAAACCCGGCCUACAGGAAACCGGAGCAGAUUUCCAAGGCCUUGCGCGCCCUGUGCGUGGCGUCGGCGGCCUUCUCACAGCUUCCACUGCACAUGCGCGAGCAGCUGGUGAAGGUGGGCUGGUAUGACAGUUUCGAGACGAACAGGAUCAUCGUCCGCGAGGGCCAUGACCCCACCAGCGUGUACUUCAUCCUGAACGGCAAGGCGACGUCCACACGGGUGGAGACAGACCUGGUCACCGGGAAGCCUUACGUCCGGACCAUGGGGUUUCUCAAGGCGGACAGCUACUUUGGUGACCAUGCCAUUCUGCAGGGGGUGCCACACAACCAGACGAUCGUCUGUAGUGAGAGAGUUUACCUCAUAGCGGUGGAGAAAGAGCAAUUUAUCGAGUCAGUGAUGGACAAGAAGUCUGACCGGGAGCCGAAGCACAUCACGUUUCUGCGCUCCGUCUACAGUUUGCAGGACUGGCCCAUGGGGGCGCUGCCGCACGGGGAUCACAGCGUCUGGUACUACAAGCACUUCAGGAAAGGACAAGUGAUGUGUCCGGAUAGCAGUGAGUCUGAGUGGGUCUACGUCAUCAAAUCGGGUAAAUGUAAGGUUCUGAAGAAGGCCCUUCUGAGCAGGAAGCUGAACACGCGACAGGCCAGCCUCUGGGUCAGUGCAGCGCGCCCCCUACCGUCCAUCCCCAGUACUGCAGGGAGGAACGCUCUCAGGAAUCACGAAGGUCCGCUUUACCGCCGACCGUCCACAGUGCCUCACCACUGCGAGGCCUCAUCACACCUCAUCCCGCCCAAAACCGCUCCGCCCAAAACUUCGCCCUCCGACGUCUCCUCCCCGAGAGCGUUCGUGACGGACCUGGCACGUACCACUGUGGGCAGGAGGGGGUGGCAGAAUAGACUACGGCAGAGAGAGACGGGAGAGCAAAUCUCAGGCCCAAGGAUUACUGUGACAGAUGAGGCGGUCCACUCCCACAGAAACCUGAUCCAAGAGGAGACAGACCGUUUCCAUAGCAACAGGAGGAGGAGCCAGGAGGAGGAGGAGGACCAUGAUGCUUUGUUCCUCCACAUCCAGAGUCUGGGAGAGAAGGACAUCUUCGGCCUGACCAGCAUCAUGCACGAGGAGACCUCGGGCUUCAGCCUGGUGUCCGAGGGCUGCGAGUGUGUCGUCAUCGCCAAGGACUUCUUCCGCGAUCACGUGACAGAGGAGCUCAAAAGGAGGCUCAGAAUUACACUUCGCCCACCCCCGACAGAUGAUGACAUCAUGCGGGUUUUACACGAACAGCACGCCUGGGAACGCUACAAGGCUGACUGCAGUGCCGUUGCCGCCCGCCAGGUGUCUCCCCUGAGACUGGUCACCCGACCACAAUCAACAUAGAAUAUAUUCUCAGCAAAAGCAACAUUCCAAAUCAAUAUUAUGACAUAGUCUUUCAUGUAAUUCAACAACAAAAAAACAUUUUGCAAAAAAUUUUAAAGUAGUACAUGUAAAUAUGAUGGUUAUAACACUACUUCACCUUUAGUCGCGGGGUAACCUAUACCCGUUGUUUUAAAAAACAUCAUGUCAUUAACAUGUCAACAAACGGAUUCAUAUUAUACCUAAAUACUCUGUUUUAUAAAUGGAUAUAGCCAUGUAGGUUUCAGAACUAUCAGAACUAGCGUUAAGUGUCCAAACGAUAAAAAACAUCUCUAGCAUAUAGCAAUGAGAUAAUACACUGGGAAAACGUAACUUGUCUGUUUGUAGCAUUACAGAAAUGUAAGGGAUACUUCUGUGCAAUAACAUUUGUCUUAUUUACAUAUACAAUGUACAAAUGUAAAAAAUAAUAACUAAAAUGAU